GAGCUGAUAGAGCCCUGAGUUGACAUGCACUGUUGGUAUGAAAGGAGUCUUAACCAUUCUGACCUUUGUCGAGAGGUUGUUCUGGUAUGCAGGCAAUAAGCAAGGAAGCUGACAUCAUACGGCAAGCCCUGUAUUCACCCAGUGGCAUUUUUUGAUCGCUUAUAAACUUAAACAAGACUGCACUUGUACAAUCAAAACCAGGAACUUGAGGCCACGUGGUCUCCAUAGGCUCCUGAGGUGUUUGCAGACAGGUCCUGAGCAUCACUGCCAAGUAAAAUCUCACAUUUCCCUCCUUAGGGCAGCACAGGACGGAGGAGUUCCGGAAGGUGAAUGUCCUGAUGAAGGUGCCUGCGCUAAGGGAUGGUUCUUUCACCUUAGCAGAGAGCAUUGCAAUCCUCCUCUACCUGACCCGGAAAUUCAAGACUCCUGACCACUGGUACCCAUCUGACCUGCAGAAAAGGGCUAGGGUUGAUGAGUACCUGUCAUGGCAGCACGUCAACAUUCGUGGGAAGGGGAGCAAGCUGUUCUUAACUAAGGUGUUGCUGCCUCUCCUCACGGGCCAGCCACUUCCUCCAGAGAAACUGGAAGGUGUUACUGAAGAGCUGAACGUUGUCCUGAAGCAGUUUGAGGAGAAGUUCUUGCAGGACAAGCCCUUCAUCGCAGGCAGUGAGGUCUCCCUGGCAGACCUUGUGGCACUGGUGGAGCUCAUGCAGCCUGUAGGUGCUGGUUAUGACCUCUUUGAGGAGAGACCGAAGUUAGCAGAGUGGCGCAGGAGGGUGGAAGAAGCGGUGGGGAAGCAGCUCUUCCAAGAAGCCCAUGAAGGGAUCUUGAACAUGAAGAACUUGACCGCUGAUAAGAUUGCACCUGAAUUGCUGGAGCAUUUCAAGCACCAGCUCCUAAAGCAGGCCAGCCAGAAUUAGGGGGCUAUACUCUAAGUAAAAUGGAUUAUUUUGUGUAGGCUUUUUAUAGUAUUUCAGCAUUUCUUCUAAAAAUCAUAUAGAAACACCAUUCCACAAAAUGCACUUCAAUUACAGCCUUUCUGCAACUUAGAAGGGAAGAAAACUACAUCUUAAACAGACUGCAGUGAGCUGCUUUCCCCUCUUGUUCACUACAGGUAUGUGAGCUGUAGCCCUAUAGGCUUUUCUUUCUUGCUCCAACACCACUGGAUCUGCUUGAGGGCAGAGGCGAUUUCGGUCUGUGUGGGGACUGGGGCCAGUCAGAACUGCCCUUUCCAUCCCUGUUUUGAGUUUUCUGGGUCAGCGCCAUAGAAGGGGCAAAGGUUUCCUGAGGGUUUGGCAGAGCAGAUCUAUCUGAAACAAGGCAAAAUCAUCAAAAAUGGCUUUCACUUUGCAACACUCUCAGUUGGAAGAUUUUUGCUCUGUAGUAGAGAGGCAGGUCAGGACCCAGCCCCUGCCAGGGCUUGUAGAGCACCUGGCCACUAGAGGCUGCUGCAUCACCUGUGGGAGGAAAGGGACACAUCGCCCAGGAGCAGGGGGCCUGCGCAGGUACCCGAGUGAGGCCUCCAGCUUCUGUGAAGGACGGGGUUAGUCCCGUGAAUAAAGGUCCUUCGUGCCAUGCUUUCCAGAGAACAGCCUGCACAGCUGACAAAAGCUGCUUUUCUAGGUGAAGCUGCUGUUGACCACACAGUCUCCCUUUGCAAACCAUAUGGGUGCUCUUGUCCUUUCCCCAGAGCGGCUUUGUCAGCUGGAUGGAAGCCAUUCAAGCGGCUCUCUCCACUGAUGAGUGUUGCCGUGGCUGGGCCAGCGUUGGUGGCAGAGGGAGCUGUGCUGGCCAGCCCCGGGGCAAGCAGACUGCACAGUGUGUGAGCCGAGUAAUGCCUCAAAUACAGUUAAUGUUCCACUACUCCUCUGUCAUGACAGAUUCUCCAGUAAAGUUAAUGGUUACACUUGCCGUGUGUUGUAGCUCUGUUUGGAUUUGUAAACAGGAUUUGGAAGGAAGCAGCCAGUGAUUCCACACCUGUGCAGCACCCCGCACAACCUCUUGCCUGUGUCCCUUUGUACCCCUCCUUCCUUCCUGUCCUCCUGUCCCUGUGACCUUCCAUUUCCAGUUACAAGCCAUGAGGAGUGUUCCAGUUUGCAAAACUGUUUUUUUUCCUUCUUGUUAAGCUCUGGUUGUACCUGGAAGUCCCAUUUGUCUCUGCUGGCUGGUUGUGCCAUCCACAGAGAUGGCUGCAUGGUACGCAGGGUGUGAGAUGUCAGUCAUCUUGAUGCAAGCCAGGUUAUUACAGCGAUCAGAAAAGGUGAAAGUAUCUGCUCAAACCAGCCUCACGCAUCCUUUCAGCUGGACCUACUGGUUCUGGGGAAUGAGCCAGCUGCUGCUUCUGCAUUUGUUUCCUGAGUAAACCUGCCCUUUAGUUCAAAAGGGCAUUGUGAACCACAGCUUGCAACACACGUCCCUGCGGGCUGAGCUAAAGCAGCCAAGCCGGCCAGUCCUUUUUACUUUCUGUUCUUCCAGUCUGCAGGAAAUCUUAAAUGUCAGCAGUGAAAAAGCAGAUUUGCCCCAAAACUUUCAGUUUCAGUGCUGACACAGGCAGGAUAUUGGUCUUCUUACCUGAUUUUUUUAUUGGUAAGUUGUUGAGGAGAGUGUGCAGCACUCCAGUUGGUGAAGUCGGUGGCAGCAGCUUUGUUCUCGCCCUGAGAGUGCUUGCAUGGUUGGUGCCUGAGCAGCAACCCCUGUAGGCACUGCUCUGCUGUAGCAGCUUGCCAGCAGUGCUAAGCCUAAAGAAAAUGGUUUGUUUACACUGUACUGCCAACCACUUCCUUUCUAUAACCUGCAGCUUACCACAGCCCCCGGCUGGGCUUCUGCGAAUUGCUGGAAUACACGUCCUUCUUUGCUACUCCACUGAAGCUGCCCAACCUCCAUGCACAUUCUCCUCUUAGCACGUUUCUACUUAACUUCCAGAUUCCUGACCUCCAACUUCUUUUUUGUAGAGAGCAAACCUCUUCCUACCAGCACAAUAAAUUCCUCAUGCAGCUUCUGUUCAAGUAGAAGCAGAGCAGUGAAGUUAUCAAAACCAAGAGCCUAAUCUAUAGAGUGCUAACCUUGACAGACUUCAAACUGGGCUUGGUAGCAGAGCCCUUCUUGAUGCAUGCCUCCCUGCAGAAUCUCGAGAUGGGGCUGCUGUGCGUGCAAAACCAUUGCAUGAGCCAAAGCAAACAAAGUGUCUUUUUUUUUCCCCCUUAUUUAUGAUGCUUGCAGCACAAGAGCUCCACGUAAGAGAGUCCUGAGCCAAUUUUCGUCUUGUUUAAAUAAGGCACAAGUUCCUUAAAUGUCACCCAUUGGGUGUUCUUGCAAGGAUGGCUGCCUUCAAAAAUAAGUUGGAACUAUGUUCAGAGCUCAUUGUCUGGGGCUCCUCUGCUGCCAGUGUCACAAAGGAUAAACACACAGAUCAGCUACCGCCUUGCUCCAGCAUGGCCAUGGUGACAGCAGGAGAUUUUAAAUUUUUUCCCAUAGUCACCUCUGUCUGCUCUAAGCCCCUCUGAACUGUAGGUUCACUCUCCCAAUGAAGCUGUGUGUGCAGUGGCCAGUGGCAUUUUGGGGCCUUCUGUGCAUGCAGGAUAAAGCACCUCCCUGGAGUCACUCCGUGGAUGGCAACAGAGCUGUACAAAAGAUACGUGCCUUGCCGGGUUUUUUUUUCUAAAUUGUGGAGAUGAGCCAUGUCAUCCUUGUACUUUGCCUUUUGCUGUCCCUCCACCUCCCCCAUUUUGUUCAUUUGUGUCAUUUGAUCUUGGCUGGUUCCAGCUCCUAGACUGAGAGCCCCAAAAGCUGCGUGCCAAACCCCCACAGGUUGUGCAAGACUUUUGCCUGCCUCAGUGCAAGGUCUGUUUGGUGUCCAUUCCCCUUUCAGCUGAAUACAGAGAGUAAUUACAACUCUAGUGACAGUUUAAUGUGCUGUUCUGAUUAAAUUUCCUCAAUUCUUGCCAGGGGCUAUAUGGAAAUAGGUGAGAACCUGUGAUUUCUAGAGCAAAAUGAAGCUGGGAUACACAAAAUG
Egretta garzetta (little egret) is the source of this 4012-nucleotide messenger RNA. Its product is annotated as glutathione S-transferase theta-1. Gene Ontology annotation, cellular component: cytoplasm. Gene Ontology annotation, biological process: glutathione metabolic process. The transcript has 4 exons. The record is from RefSeq and is a predicted model, not a curated record. Lineage: Eukaryota; Metazoa; Chordata; Aves; Pelecaniformes; Ardeidae. Bases 339 to 920 code for a protein of 193 amino acids. Gene Ontology annotation, molecular function: glutathione transferase activity.